Drosophila biarmipes is the source of this 1941-nucleotide messenger RNA. RefSeq lists its product as uncharacterized. Lineage: Eukaryota; Metazoa; Arthropoda; Insecta; Diptera; Drosophilidae. The transcript has 4 exons. The record is from RefSeq and is a predicted model, not a curated record. Bases 96 to 1853 code for a protein of 585 amino acids.
UGUCACAUGAGAACAUCACUUUAACAAGUGCUUUCGUGAACAGAAGUUGUAAGAAAAUUAUUAAAAUAAACUCGAUUUUAGUUAUUGCUUGAACGAUGGGAAAUAAGGAUACAAAUGUCCAGAAUCCGGAAAAGUGCACUUGCACUUGUUCCCCGUGUUUAAAGCGCAAUAAGCAAUUGAAGCUUUGCGCCGAAGAAGUGAGUCGCUUGCGUCGGGAGAGGAAUUACCCAGAGCACAAUCGCCUAGUUUCGUCCCGUACUGAACCAACCCACAACCACCGGGAUAUCCGCAAUGAGCACGUCCGUUGCCCGUGUCAGGAUCCUAAGUAUCCGUCUAGUCUUUGCCAGCGAGUCCUUCGCGGACUGGACUCACCUUUGUGGAACCCGGAUCGCACUUUUGAAGGGCGGAGUCCACACAAAGAAUCAAAUCCCAAGGAUGUGAAACAAAACAGUUCAGGAAGAAAACACUCUGAAUCGAUUCCCGAGCUUCGACUUCCAGAAUUAGAAAAUCAAGAAGAGGGAAGGGAGUGCCAGCUGUGCAAUUCCCUGUCCCGUAGAGGACCUUCGGACCUUCGCAAUAGGACGAACCCACCCCCUACUCCGCAUAAUUAUUGUAGUCACGAGGACCUUAAGUACUAUGAAGGCGCCAAAGCUCCGUGGACUGCAACGAAUAAACCUCCAGCACCCACUGCGCAUCUACAGACACAUAAAGAUCUGGAUAUGAAACCAAAAAGUUCCAGAAAAUCCCACUGCGACUUGAUUCCUGAGCUUCAGCUUCGAGAUCUAGAAAAUGACGAAGACGAAGGCAUAGAGUGUCAGAUCUGCAAGACCCAGUCCCGUAGGCUAUCUUCAGAAGCUCGAAAUUGGACACCUCCAGCCCCAACUCCGCAUAAUUUUUACAGGCACGAAGACUUGAAGUACUAUGAAGGAGCCAGGUCUCCAAGGACUCCAACGAAUAAACCUCCAGUUCCAACUCCGCGUUAUCCAUAUAAGCAAGGAGAAAGCGUCAAAUCUUCAAGGACUCUUACGAACAAACCACCAGUUCCAACGCCGCAUAAUAAAGUUAUUGAAGGGAGUGCUAGACAAAAGAGACGUGAAGACUUCAAGGAUCGCGGGAAACCCAGCUCCACGGGCUCCAACCUGAGGCUUGGUCUCAGAAGUGCCGAGGAACUCAAGGCAACAGUUCUAUCGCAGAUUGAAGAGCAGGAGGCUUUGGAGAAAAUGAAGCUAAAGACUGAGGCUAAGAAAGCGAAGUCGAGACCAUUGGGGUUACCAUCUGGUGGAAAAGCUGUGCGUAAAACAACAGAUUGCGGUCCACAGGAAAAUAAAAAUCGAACUUAUGAGGCUAAAAAACCGGAAUCGAAGCCACUGGGAUUACCACCUGGUGAGAAAGCGGCUUGUAAAACAACAGAUCGCAAGCCGCAGGAGAUUAAAAAUCGUAUAGCCGAGCCUAAAAAGACGAAGUCGAAGCCUUUGCAAUUACCAUCUGCUGGAAAAAAUGUUCUCGAUCCAAAGGAAGAUAAUAUUCAUACUUCUGAGGCUAAGAAAGCGGAAUCGAAGCCAUUGGGCUUGCCAACUGGUGAGAAAACUGCUCGUAAAAGAGCAGACCAACAGGAAAUUAAAAAGCAUACUUCUGAAAAAACGAUGUUAAAAGCAAGUCCUGGCACCAUGAAUUUCCAUCUCAGCGCCGAUGAUAUUGCUAGAACCACGAUUUUCAAUCCUUUGACAAGGCAUAUUCAGCACUUGUAUCUAAAUGUGAGGGAGAGGGCAUUGGCCAUAAUGGAGGAUCUGCAUAAGAUGCCUCGACAGAUCGACGAAAUCCAUAGGAAUGCAGCUGCUGAAAGGCAAAAGUGAAAAUCAUUUAAUUUUUUUAAACUUCUUUGUUUGUGACUUGUAUAUUUUGUAUAUUAAAAACUGGGGUAACAGGGGGCAAAUAAGUUGA